Messenger RNA from Trichophyton benhamiae CBS 112371, 690 nucleotides. RefSeq lists its product as uncharacterized. The record is from RefSeq and is a predicted model, not a curated record. The coding region runs from base 1 to 690 and encodes 229 amino acids. The transcript is spliced from 2 exons. NCBI's taxonomy places the organism in Eukaryota, Fungi, Ascomycota, Eurotiomycetes, Onygenales, Arthrodermataceae.
AUGGCGCCCAAGAGGAAGAUGGACGACGGCGAGGGCGAGGCACCGCAGCAGAAGCGGGCGAAGAAGGGCUUCUCUGUCGGCCCAGCAAACCUGCCGGACGGGACCUACAGGCGCAAAGUCAUAAAGAUUAAGGCAGAUCUCAUUCACAAGGCCAAGCUGAAGAAGUCGUACGAAAAGAUCAAGGCACGCGAGCUCGCAGCGGCGCCGGUCAAGUCUGUCUACGAGACCCAGGACGACGCCAACGAGGACAGCCAUGCUGAGGCUGCUGCGGCAAAGCAGGACAGUUCAAAACCUGCAGACAGGCCGGCUGGGCUGGAGCUGCACCCGGACAGGCAGGCCAUGGUGGACUCUCACAGCGAGCAGGACCGGUUGCGAGGUGAAGGGGCCAGGGCCAGGGCACGACGGAGAGACGAAAAGCAGCAGGAAACGGACGAAGAUGGCCGGCCCGGUGGGAGUGGCAGUGGUAGGAGGCAACGUCGGGCCAAACCGUAUCCCUUUGCGAGGGAGGAGAAUGCUGCACAGAAGCGGAUCGCGGAGGCAAAGGCACGAGCUGAGCUGUGGCGGAUGAAGCAGAAGGAGAGGGCUGAUAUGGCCCGGGCAAAGCGGCCGGACCAGUUUGGCAAGAGACGGCUGGGCCGCGAGAGCAAGGUGCUGCUGGACAAGGUCAAGCGGCUCGUAGCAGCAGACUGA